AUGACGACCGUGCGGCCGUUUGCGGCGGCUGACCUCUUUGCGUUCAACAAUGUGAAUAUGGACAACUGGACGGAGACGUAUAGCAAUGGAUUCUACCUAAACUACCUGGCACAAUGGCCGGACAUGGCGCUCUCUGCGGUGGCCGCGCACUCGGACCGGAUGAUGGGCUACGUGCUCGGCAAGACCGAAGGGCGUGUCCCUGCGAAAGGGCGUGCGUCUGCGGAGGAGAUGACGCUCCACGGGCACGUCACGGCGGUCACCGUCGCGCCCGAGUACCGCCGCCUGGGCGUCGCACAGAUGCUGAUGGACUUUUUCGAGGUGGUCUCGGAGCACGUAUACCACGCGUACUUUGUCGAUUUGUUCGUGCGUCCCUCGAACGAAAAGGCGGUGGGCAUGUACGAGAAGCGGGGCUACUCUGUCUACCGCAAAGUCCAUGCAUACUACCGCGGGAGCGCGCCCGGGGCGAUGGAAGACGGAUUCGACAUGCGCAAGCCGCUUCCCCGCGACGCCAAGGGGCAGACGGUGCGCAAGAAUGGUACGUACGUGUGCUAA
Molecule: messenger RNA, 552 nt
Organism: Malassezia japonica
Lineage: Eukaryota; Fungi; Basidiomycota; Malasseziomycetes; Malasseziales; Malasseziaceae
Gene: naa20
Product: N-terminal methionine N(alpha)-acetyltransferase NatB
Exons: 3
Coding region: 1-552 (183 amino acids)
Biological process (GO): N-terminal peptidyl-methionine acetylation
Cellular component (GO): NatB complex
Molecular function (GO): protein-N-terminal amino-acid acetyltransferase activity
Source: RefSeq, a predicted model, not a curated record